Platichthys flesus (European flounder) is the source of this 4290-nucleotide messenger RNA. Its product is annotated as targeting protein for Xklp2-B-like. Bases 108 to 2249 code for a protein of 713 amino acids. Gene Ontology annotation, biological process: activation of protein kinase activity; regulation of mitotic spindle organization. Gene Ontology annotation, cellular component: spindle; microtubule. NCBI's taxonomy places the organism in Eukaryota, Metazoa, Chordata, Actinopteri, Pleuronectiformes, Pleuronectidae. The transcript is spliced from 16 exons. The record is from RefSeq and is a predicted model, not a curated record.
GAUGUCAGUUAUUGGUCAGUUUCAAUUUAAAAGCUAACGUUACAACCCUCCGCGCAGUGCUCCACGUCCGAUCGUACAGAGAAAAGAGUGACUGUUCGUCUUGAAUAAUGGCGGAACUUGACUGUGGCUCCUCUGAACGAUACGAGUUCGAUGCUCCCUCCCACGUCGUCGACUUGAAGGAGCUGGAGAAUAACGACAGUGAUGAUCAGUGGUUCGAACAACAGGUCGGUGGCCUUACUACACCUUUAAGACCUGACUGGUCCUUUAUGAGAGGCAAUGAACCCAACCUGCCCAAAGCCAUUGUGAUUCAUGAAGUCGAGACUGAUGUAGACAGUGGUCCUGGCACAUCCACAUCUCCACCUCCAAACCUUGUCACAUCCUGGGAAGCUGAAACUGCGACUCAGGCUAAUGGCCGACCAAAGAGGAGGACAGCAAAUCAACCCCCUGCCCAGCCAAGCAGGAUUUCAAAACGUAAAGUGACAACAACCGGUUCAGCUCCUACACAGUCGGCUGCACCACCAUCAAAGAAAUCCAAACAGAGUCCUGUUGCCAGACUAGCUCGAAAAUCCAGUAGUGUCCUCCGCAGAAGUGGAAAGACAAAUUCCAGGACUGCACCUAUGAGUGGGAAAGCAGCUUCUGAAACUGGGAAGACAGAGCUGUGCAGCUCUGAAGAACAGGAGAUGGAGCGAAUCAGGAUCCUCCAGAAGGAAGUAGCUCUGCACCGCAGACAGAACGAGGCCAGCUACAAAGCUGCUCUUGCUGGCAAUCCACCCCCAAAGAAGGUGGCCCUGUCCACGACUGUGCCUAAAGAAUUCAAUUUCACCAAAGACAACCGCAUUAAGGCGACUACUUCAUCCAGUACAGCAGAUAAAGAAGAGGACUUCAUCAGUCAGCUUCGCAAACCUUCCUCCCCAGCAAAGGCCAUGAAAGGUGCCACUAUACCCAAACCCUUCAACCUGUCGACGGGCAACAAGAGAAAGGUAGAGGGGUCAGGUGCCUAUGUGCCCAUGGCUCAGCAGAUUGAGCAGUACCAAAAACGAACCCCUGACCGCUACCAUCUGCGUAGUCGCCAGAGUCAAGCGAGGGGGCCACAUCCAGUAAAGGGCGACCAACUGAAGCUUACCCAACCUCAUACUCCACACCUGAUGACCCGCCAGAGGAGCCGGCCCGCUACUUUGAAGAGUAGUGCUGAGUUGGAGGCUGAAGAGGUGGACCAACUUCACAAGUUUAAAUUCAAGGCUCUGGAGCUAAACAGGAAAGUUCUGGAAGGUGCAGAGCAUUUGAAGAAGCCAGCCGUGAAGGAACCCACAGUACCGGAAGGCUUCGAGCUGCAGAUUGAAAAAAGGCUUCAGGAGAGACAGAUUUCCAAGAAUCCUGAGGAAGAAGAGAGGCCACAUACCUUUAUAUCCCAGCCUCUGCCCAAGAGGAUCCUGGAAGGAGUCGUGGGAGUGCCAGAAAGGAAAGUUCUGCAUCCAACUGUUCCAGAGUCUCCAGCUUUUGCUCUGAAGAAGAGGGUUCGUGUUGAUCGCAAGGUGGAAGUAAAACAGCCGUCACCAAUCAAGGCCCCCCCAGUGCCUCACUUUGGCCUCCCCUUCCAGCCGCGGCUCCCAGAGCACCACCAUGUGGAGGUCUGUCCUUUCUCCUUUGACGAGAGGGAGCGAGAGAGGAGGGCAAUGAAAGAAAAGAGGCUGGAGGAGAAGAGGAAUGAAGAGGUUCCCCAGUUCAAGGCCCAGCCGCUGCCAGACUUUGAGUCUGUGCAUCUCCCUGAAAAGAAGAAGCUGGAGGCAACAAAGCCGGAGCCCUUCAGGCUUCUCCUGGAUGAACGUGGUUCUGUGAAGAACAGUCGCUGGGAGUUGAUGGUGAAAGAAGAGCAGAAGCAACAGGAGGAAGCGGCAACAUUCAAAGCCAGGCCCAACACUGUCAUUCAUAAAGAACCUUUCCAGCCCAAAAAGCCAGAGCGAGCUGCAGCAGCUGUGGGGAAUUUUGAGCUGUCGACAGAGCGACGUGCCCGGGAGCGCCAGGAGUACGAGCGACUUGUCAGCGAGAAGGAGGCUCUCAGGGAGCUCAUGGAGGAGGAGCAGAGACGAGAGCAGGAGCAGCGACAAAAAGAGGAGAUCACCAGGCUGCGGCAAGAACAGGUUUGCAAGGCUCAGCCCAUCAGACACUACAAACCUGUAGAAGUGAAGAAGAGUGACGUUCCUCUCACGGUCCCUCACACUCCAAAGUUCUCUGAUCGGUUCCGCCUGUGAUCAAACCUUAUUUCUGUUGGAAAUGUUUGAAAAACGUUGAAGCAUAUUUUUUUUUUUAUCUCCUUCCUGUUGAGCUUUAGAUUUUAACGACAUGCUGUAUAUAAUCUUCUCGCUACAUUAACUCUUUAUAAAAUUAGUAACGUUUAUUAAACAUUUGUUUUGCCUGCAUAAUACCAGUCAUCUUCAGCUUUCAACCAGUGGUGGUUCCUCUCCAAUUUUUGGGGUCAAAUUUGUUUUGAUGACAGAUGUUUGUUUUUUUAAUCAUUCCAAUUUUAUUUGUAAAGCCAAUAUUCACAAAUAUAUAGUAAGGAAAAUUACCCCAAAACAACUAUUGGGGAGGGGGGGAGAAGAAGAGAGGAGACGUAAAAACUCAUAGUCAGUGUUUCCACAUGCUCUACAAUGACUGCAAUAGACACAAUUUAAUCCCUAUUUGAAGUUCCUGUGUGUAAGUUUUAGGUGAAAGGGAUCUAUUGGCUGAAAUUGAAUAUAAAAUCUAAGUGAUGUUUUCAUUUGUGUGUUUUGCCUAUAUUGUACAAAUGUUUUUUUUUACCCUAUAAUAGGACCCUUAUAUUUCAAUACUUUAUACUGACAUCCUGAGUGGGUCCUCUCUAUGGAGGCACCAUGUUUCUUUGCAGUGGUCCAAACUGGACAUAUUAAAUAUCCUUUGUGUUUGUAGGACAGCUGAAGGCUAACACAGGUUCUCUUUCAUGUUUGGAAGGGGCGUGUGAGGGGAUUUCAGCUGCAACAUGCAACUUCACCACUAGAUGUCACUAAAUACUAAACACUGAUCCUUUAAAUCUUAAAUGCAAAGUGAUCUAUUAACCACUCUUUAAAAUCCAGGCAUGUACACUUGUUCCUUGUCCAUGGAGAGUGUGGCAAGGAAGUUUCUCUUGCUUGUUGAGCUGGAAAGCUUCAUUUCUCCUCCAUUGAAGUUGAGCAGAAAGAGGUGAUCCCCUCUCAGAGAGUUGAGUAGAAGAGAAGAGUCGAAAGAGACAGAAGAGAGGGGGGACUUUGCUAAUAUCAGCCUGGUGACCUCAUGGGUCAUGGGGCCCAGAGUGACCAAUAGGGGUUGAAAGUUGUGUAUACGGUCAGUUUUCACACCUUGGUGUGGAGUUGAAGCACCCUGGGAGACGGAGUUCUGACAGCUCUGCUUUGUCUCCAGACCAAAUAAACAUGUGGUCAGGCCUUGAGUAAACAUGUAGGCCGAACUGUACUUCAAAAAUACUGGGUUCCAACAUACUUGAGGCAUGUAAAAAGCAAGACUAUCUGGAUUCCAUUAACAUCUAUUCCAAUAUCCAAAAUCCAAGAAUAAACUUGUCUAUGAUCUGGUGCUUCCUCGUGAGUUUCAAGCCCAGAGUGAGGGAUGGAGAGGUGCAGGAUUUCUACCUCCUGCCAACGUUAUUUCCUGCGUAUGCCUACUUCUGUUGAUGUGAACACGUCUGAGUGAAGAAGCUGCUACGUGAAAAGGCAAAACUCUGCAGAAAUUCUGACCCACUUCUGCAGACGUUCUCCGGAAUCAUAUCUUAGAAUGAUUAUAUUGACAACAUGUAUCUCAGCACAUCGCCUUCUAUAAGCCAAGUUGUGUCCUGUUGCUGUCAGCCAAAUCCAUCUAGAAGUGACUGAGCCUCAGCAGGGAGGUGAGGGGUGGGGUUCAUCUGAUGAAUCUCGGGACCUAGAAGUAGAUGACCCCGUCAUCUGCAAAUUUUAUCCAAGGCAGGCAAAUACAGACAUCUGUGUCUCAACCAUAUCAAGAAGUGUAAAUAAAUAAGUAGUUCCUCAGAAUAGUAUGCUAUCUCAACAUUCUCGAGUAUUUACAAAUGUGAAUUUAAUUAACAUUGUUCUAAUUAAACUCAGUAUGCAAACUGUCCCUAAUUACGAGAAUGAUCUUUGCUCUUUCAGUCAGAACAAGGAAUCUAAGCCCACCGAAUUCCAAUGACACAUCUAAUAGAUUUUAAAAAACAUUUUGAUUCUGCUUGUAAAACUGAGAAUGUUAACCCAGUCCCACCAACUUCUGCAUAUGAAAUGAAAAAUACUGUUUUAA